Helianthus annuus (common sunflower) is the source of this 1948-nucleotide messenger RNA. RefSeq lists its product as uncharacterized. The record is from RefSeq and is a predicted model, not a curated record. The transcript is spliced from 12 exons. The coding region runs from base 382 to 1650 and encodes 422 amino acids. Lineage: Eukaryota; Viridiplantae; Streptophyta; Magnoliopsida; Asterales; Asteraceae.
CAAACAAACAACACACAAGUCUUCCUUCUUACACACUAAUCAUCCUCAUCCUGCCACCCCCACCCCCCACCCCCAAUUAUUAUAUCAACAAUAUUUCACUCAACGUCCACCCCACCCACCCCCUUUCAAUCCCUUGCUUCUCCAGAUCAAACAAUUGAACCCAACACCAACUGUUCGAUCAUAUGCCUAGCAGAACAACCAGCCAAUUUCAGCUGCAUUUUUUUCAAUUCUGAAUUCUGGGUCUUUGUUUGCUACCAUGGAGGCAUCGAUUUGGAUUUCAACUAACUGGGUUUGAUUAAAAAAGGAUUGAUAUAUCGGUGAAGAGCACUGUCAUCCGAAUUAAUAUCGGGCUGGCAGAUAUAUAAAAAGAUUAAAUAUAACAUGGGAUGCUUUGUAUCGACCCCAGAGGAUUCAGGUGGGAAAAGAAGGCGGCCGGGUAACAUCGGUGAAGUGUCGGUUUUUGUUCCGGGUUUAAGGAUUCCGAAACCUGUGGAUUUUUCUGAGUCACUCGGUGACCAUUUAUGUAAAAGUUUAGUUGAACGGCUUUCUGCUCUUAGGACACGUAUAGUUGUAAUGGCGGGACAAGAAGCACCGUCUAUCACAAGAACACGGAGAAGAAACGCUACCCAACAUGGAGGCUCAACUUUAGGUGAUCUUCUGCAAGCCCUUGAAGAUUAUUUACCGGUCCUUCUGGGACUGGUUAAAGAUGGAAGCCCGUUACAACAUAAAGUGCAAUAUACAUGGAUAAACCAGGAGGAUGAAUCAGAGGAAGUCGGGAUGUAUAGUGCUUGGUAUGAGGUAUUAUCUGUUUUGCACUUGAUGGCAGCGUUAUCACUAUCACAAGCAAACUUGUUGCUUCUCCCGAGAACGUCCACCGAUGGUUAUUUGCCUAAAGUAUCUGAAGAAAGCAGGAGAUCUGCAAUCGAUGUUUUGUUAAAGGCAGCAGGAUACCUCGAUUGUGCAGUAAAGCACAUUCUUCCACAGUUGUCUCCUGAACACAGGAGAGACUUGCCAGUGGACCUUGCAGAAGGAGUUUUGAGAGCGCUAUGCCUUCAAGCACUAGGACAGGGUGUGGACAUACAACUCGGGCUUGCAAUAGACAGUACCAAAGCCACUCUUGCUGUCAAGCGAAGGCUUGCUUGUGAGAUGGUCAAGUAUUGGCAGCAGGCCCAAGAUAAUAUUACAAACCUUCCACUAGCAAAUGGUUGGGGUGAGAAACACCGGUUUUAUGUCAAGUGGAAAUAUAUUGAAGCCAAGGCAGCAGCGUAUUACUAUCAUGGAUUGAUUCUCGAUGAAGGUAACACUGAAAAAUCACAUGGAAUGGCUGUAUCCGCUUUACAAGCAGCCGAUGAGUAUCUGAAAGAGAGCAAAAGGGCAUGUGAAGCUUUUAAUACAGCUGUUCCUAUCUCAAGAACUCCACCUCUUUGGGGAACUAUGAAGUAUCUCUCUGAAAAAAUUCCGAAAGACACUUCUAGCAAGGUUCGCAUCAACCGGGAUUUAUAUACUUACGAAAAAAUCAUGGAAACGGCACCGACUUUACCUGAUUUUGCUUUGGCCCUGAAGCCUGAUGAAUAUCAACUCCCUGACGUUGACCCGUCAUGGAACGAUGAAAAUGUCAACAAGGGGCAGAAUGGAAACAACAAAGAUUAAGAACAACUACAACAUCAUACGAUUAUGAUGUGUGAGCUUGACAUCCAAAACGUGGAUCGUUGUCGCUUGAACAUUUUUUGUGAAUCAUUUCGUUGGCGAGUUUGUUCAUAAGCGUUGUCAAUCAACAAUCGGUCAUAAGAACAAUGUAUGUUCAAAAGUGUUUAAUAUGAAAUAUGAAACUUGUACACUGUUGAGAUCUUUGUGGAAGAUUUGAGACCUUUUGUCCUUUAGAUGUGUAAAAUAUCAUACAUUGUAUUUUGGUGGUGUUGAAUCAAUUGUUUCAUGGUUGUUUUCUGCA